ACCUGGAGCUGUUGUCAUAGACAAUGGAGGAGAAUGGGUUAUUGUUGCGAACAUCUUUGUGGCUGCUUGAAAUUAUCAUGUAUCUUUUCCUUCUUUCUCGCUAACCUUAUCUCUUCUCCUCCUCUCCUCCACACAUGAACCAGCCACUGCAGUGAAACCAACGGGCGAACGCGUUGACCACCGAAGUCACCAUCAUGCGAUUUCCACCAAGAUCGCCAUAAGCCGAUCUUCGCCGUCUUCGCCCAAUAACGUUGCCGUAAAACCCCAGGCGAUACUGAAACAGAUCCAUUGAUGCCUAUCCCUGCUGAUAUCGAUUUGCCAAGCAACACCAGGCAUACAUUUGAUCAUGUGUGCUUCUUGGCACAGAAUGUUCAGCUAUCAUCUCACAUGAAACGCAUCAACAGAUGGUCGUUGCAACCUAAAGAAAGGAUGGAAGGACUUUGCAGCAAAAAACAUUGGCAUACACCUACACGCAAUUUGCAUGUUUCUUUUCUACAAAGCAACCCACGUUGCACUGACAGUUGAUGUUCGGUGAAAAACAACUGUUCACCUUGUCCCACAGAUAUCAUUUUGCUAUCGCUGCACUAUAGGCUUGCGAUAUUAUCCAUGUGAAACUCUUGCCUAACCUGCCACUAUAUCUAUACUGAUAGCCACUCUAUCAUUGACACUUAAUGUGGCUCGUAUGUUUCAUGUAAAUUUAAGCUAGCGUCUAUAUGUAUGUCUGCUGCUAAAAAAAACUAAACAGACAUGUUUCUGUGCCUGGUUAGCAAUGUCAUCUAUCUGUUAACCUUUCCACAACAAAAUUUCAAUGCUUUCAUUGUUCUGUCCAUUUAUCAAAAAAGAAAACUGUUAUUUUCCUUCAUGGUAAAUGUACUCACCAUAUAAUCAAUAGCCAGGUUUACUGUCCCCAGGCGGCGCGCGCCCUAGACUCUAGUUUAAAUGUAUACCCAACGCUUUUGGCUCAACAAGGUGGAUAGAGAUGGAAAAUAAAGAAGAGUGGAGGAUGGAGGAGGAAGAUAGAACUUGCAUGUGGGUCUUACAUCUAAAGCUUUUUUGUUUUUCACCUUGAAAAUCUGCUUCAGUCUUGGAAAAUAUGCCGAAAACUAAGAGGGGUGGUGAUGAUCUCGCUAGAAGCUUGCAUAAGAACAGAAAAACUUGCAAUGGUGGAAGAACUGACUCAUUGGCCUCAGGUUGCUUGCAUGGGGACCCUAAUGAGGAUGUCUGGACUGAGCUCAAUGAUGUGGUUAAAUCUAAUUUGUCUAAAAGUGUCGCGUCGCUUAGUUUGCGCAAUGGAGACACGGUCUUAUUUGCAUGCACAGGUGUAGCUGUAGACCGCCAGGGGCGUCUUACAAAGUUCCUCACUUCUGCAAGUUUGGUAGAGCUUUUGGUUAGAGCUCUCAAUGAUACAAACAAAAACCAUGGUGACUUAGAGCUCGAAGUGUACCAUGAAGGCAAUGAAGUAUGCCAGGGUUAUUUGACUGAUUUUGAUUUGGAUCACAAUCUGGCCAUCGUCGAAAUCUGGACUGACUUUGAUGUUCAUGUUGGACUUCUCCAACAUGCGGUGGAAUUUCUGCCCCAUUGUAAGGUAAUAGCUAUAGGGCGUGAAAUCACUGGCAAACUGAUGGCCAGGAGGGUGCAGUUAAUGGAUGAUUUAAGUGUAUCUGAAGAUAGUGAAGAUCUUGACUGUAAAAUCAAAGAGGCUUGGGAAGGUGCACCACUUUUUUCUUUUGAUGGGAACUUUGUUGGCAUGAACCUUUUUUUGGCUAUGGGAAGAGCCUUUUUCCUGCCAUGGGGCACUAUUCAGAAGCAUUGGGCAUCCCUGCAAAACAAGACGGGACUUCCAGAGUCAAACAGUUUGAAGGUUUAUAGGUUUGGAACAAGUUCCACAGCUGAGAAAUCUAACAGCCAUCCAGAAGUAAACAACGAUAUUCUCGACCCGGAGCAGAUUCAUAUAGACUCUAUGGGCUAUCCAAAGUUUCCAACACACAUGUUUGCUGAUGGGAUGAUUUUGGUUAAUACUUUCGAAGAGACUUUCGGCGAUCUACGUGGUGAAGGUGUAUGGAGUAAACUCAGUAAAAAAUCUUGUUCUAACAUAGACCGCAGUGUUGUCGCACUAGCUUCAUUCAGUGGAGAGAGAAGGUUUUUUGCAUGCACAGGCUUUUUUGUUGAAUGGAAUGGUUCUACAGUUAUUUUGACAUCAGCAAGCUUGGUUAGAAGUUCUGGCGAUGAGAACAAGAUUGUUGACAACUUGAGGUCAUCAUUGUAUCAUUUGCAGAUUGAAGUGUUGCUUCCAAACAAACAACGCGUAGAAGGGAUGUUACAGCAUUGUAAUCUUCAUUACAAUGUUGCUCUAGUCAGUGUGGGUUACCGUGCUCUUCGCCCAGCACAUGGUCAGCUUGAUUGGUGGGGCAAGAGUAGUAAGGUAGUGGCUGUAGGGCGUUGCUUCAAGUCAGGUGCAUUGAUGGCUGCAAGUGGAACGGUAACCCCCUGGACAGGCACACUCGAUUGCGACUUCCUCGAACGUUCGUCAUGUAAAAUCACAAAGGCUGGGAUUGGAGGCCCUGUUGUUACUCUUGAUGGGGAUUGUAUUGGUAUGAACUUCUAUGAUACGAGAAUAGGAACCCCUUUCCUGUCGUGGGAGGUGAUUGUUGAUAUUGUAGCAUCCUUUGAGGAAAAAAGGUGGCCAGUGCCUAUGCCAUAUUGAUGCCACCCGGACUGUGUGUAGGAUGAGUCUGAAGAUGAUGAAGAGUUGGGGUUUUCAUCCACAUUUGGCUGCAAGCUGAAGUACAAUUACAUAAAUGGAGAGAAAAGCGUGUUCUUUUAGUUGCUGUUAGAUGUAGAAGAAACCUAACCUGAACUUGUUGUCAAUCUCACUAUAUCCUAAAGCCUGAACUUUUAUAUAGGAAAAACAAGUGAAGCCAGAACUUGUUGUCAAUCUCACUAUAUCCUAAAGCCUGAACUUUUAUGUAGGAAAAAAAAAAGUUAAGCCAGAACUUGUUGUCAAUCUCACUAUUUACCUGAACAACCUUUGUUUGUAGGCAACAAUCAGAAAAAUUCCAAGCAAAAAGUAUCUCUUUGACAAGGUUA
Oryza sativa Japonica Group (Japanese rice) is the source of this 3087-nucleotide messenger RNA. RefSeq lists its product as uncharacterized. NCBI's taxonomy places the organism in Eukaryota, Viridiplantae, Streptophyta, Magnoliopsida, Poales, Poaceae. The record is from RefSeq and is a predicted model, not a curated record.